AUGCUGUAAUACAGUGUGUGCACUGUACACAGACUACUUCUGCUAUAUGCUUUUCUCCCAGCAUUCUGGUCAGUGAAUGCAGUCAGAAAAUGUCUCUCUGCCAUAACCACCUAUUAUAUCGUAGUUUACAGUUAAAUUUUGUUAAUUUGAAGGUAUACUGUGCCACCAACGCCGUUCUCUAUACCUGUCAGUGUUAGUGGUGAAGAUUUGAGUUCAUUAAUAAACAGUUUCUUGCAACAAGGUGAGGCCUGAAACAGUACCGUCAUUUAUUUGAAACUUGUCUUGCAACUUGUCUUGCAACUUGUCUUGCAACUUGUCUUGCAACUUGUCUUGCAACUUGUCUUGCAACUUGUCUUGCAACUUGUCUUGCAACAUGCUUUGCAACUUGUCUUGCAACAUGCCUUGCAACUUGUCUUGCAACAUGUCUUGCAACAUGUCUUGCAACUUGUCUUGCAACUUGCCUUUCAACUUGUCUUGCAACAUGCCUUUCAACUUGUCUUGCAACAUGCCUUGCAACUUGUCUUGCAACAUGCCUUGCAACUUGUCUUGCAACUUGUCUUGCAACUUGUCUUGCAACAUGUCUUGCAACUUGUCUUACAACUUGUCUUACAACUUGUCUUGCAACUUGUCUUGCAACUUGUCUUGCAACUUGUCUUGCAACAUGCCUUGAACUUGUCUUGCAAAUUCGUUGCGACACAAGUUGCAUGCGAAAUUGCAGGUUCUACUUUUCGCGGAAACGCUUGCGCAUUGUGGAAACGCUUGCGCAUUUUUAAACAGCCAAUAACAAGUCGUUAUUUGACUAGUUGAAGUAACGCUCUCCACCAAAAAAACAAAAAUUGUAAGUAAACAUCGCACAAUGUAACAUCCCGUGAUCAUGCAACUGCAAUGUUAAAAAUGUAGCGUAGUGUACCAGCGCCUAAAUUAGUUGCAUUUGUGAUAUCUCCCAGUGAUAUUUAUCCCAGUUGUAUCGCUGCUUAACAAAUAGAUAAGAUUUUGCCGUUGUUUGUUCAGUUAUAGAUACACAGUGUGACGUCAUAAUGUGAUGUCAUUAUUACCCACAUUAUGACGUCAUACUGUGUAUCUAUAAUUGAGCAGACAACGACAAAAUCUAAGAAUCUAUUUGUUUCAUAUAAUAAAAAGAAAAACUCCGAACUAACAGGUACUGUAAAUAGCUUACUUUUUAUCAACCCAAACAUUUGGAAAUUUGAAAAAGUCGAAAUUUUACAAAUAUCACGCGUACAUGAUCUAUACUAUACAAUUAAGGGAAUGCUAUUGGAUAAGGUUUUAUGUGACGUAAUUCCAUGCGUCUGUCCUCUAAUGGAUCAUGGCUCUCGACCAAUGAAAGCGCUUGAAUUCUUAAGGUUAUUAUAUAAAGUAUAAUAGAGCAACGCCGAAAUAUUUGAGGUUGCCCUCAGUCGUUAGGUUUGAGGUGAUACGAAAAGCAAUAUAUCAGUACGUCUCUUCAUUUCUGUAAUAUUGUGAUAUUUUUUGUUUUGUAUUUUCAAGAGAAUCUUCUAAAUGAAGAUAAACAAGUGGACUUCGAUUUUCUUAUCGCUGGCCAGUACAUCACAGAAACCUUACAACAACACACACAAGAUGUUGGAACAGUAAGUCAAACAUACAUUGAUGGCUCAGAGUGAAAUACGCAUGUCGCAUAUGUUAUCAGUGAAGUUUCUUUUAACUGUUUGCAAUUCAUUACCUUUUUUCGUCGUUUGCUGUAAAAUAUCAGUGAGCUCUCUAUAUAUCUGGAGCGAGAACUUCAGUCAUUCGGCCUUGAACUUGUCUUGCAACUUCUCUUAGCACGGCCCAUUGAAAAUCAGCGUAACAUGCUGAAUGGCUACCGUGCUUAAAGAAUUUUAAAGAUUUAAAGAUUAAAGCCAAUGGCUUAAAUUGACGUGGUCGUGAGUUCUCACUCCAGAUAUAUAUGGAGCUCAGUGUGAAAUGUAGACGGCUUCGGAUUGAAAGAAAUACAUCUGAAAAAUACAAGUAGAACUUGGAUGUUUCGAGCGAAGAGGGAAGUCGGCUACUAACUUACCGACGUAGGGCCUUCGUCCAAGUUCUGCUUCUAUUAUGGCAAGUUGUGUUUCUCACCACUGUCUGUUAUCGUCGCUACCUACACUCACUACGACCGUUUGAGGAUGGAAAAUAUACUUUUUAUAACGUUAAGAAUUCAAACGCCUUCAUUGGUCGAGAGCCAUGAUCUAUUACACGCGUAAAAAUCAUCAUGUUGAUGCAAGUUGUUCAAAACAGGAGCGAACAAUGUUGUGCUGCACCCCGUGAACAAUAUUGUUUACAAGUUGUUGAACCAUCAACAUUGUUGCAACUUGUUGACAGUCAUGUUAACAACUUGCAACAGUACUGAUGGUUGAACAACUUGUUAACAAUAUUGUUCACGGGGUGCAGCACAACAUUGUUCACUCCUGUUUGAACAACGCCGAACAACCUGAUCAAUUUUUACCCGUGUAGAGGACAGACGCACGGAAUUACGUCACAAUUAAGGUAUCCAAUAGCAUUCCCUUAUUUGUAUAGAUCAUGUACGCGUGAUAUUUGUAAAAUUUCGACUUUUUCAAAUUUCCAAAUGUUUGGGUGGAUAAAAAGUAAGCUAUUUACUUGUUUAAUUCGGGGGGUUUCUUUUUAUUAUAUAAGACAAAUAGAUAAGAUUUUGCCGUUGUCUGUUCAGUUAUAGAUACACAGUAUGACGUCAUUGAAAGAACAAAAAAGUGGUCGCGAACCGGCGAGGCGAGCGGGUCACUUUUUUGUUCUUCCCGCAUUACGAUGUCAUACUGUGUAUCUAUAACUAAACAGACAGCGGCAAAAUCAUAUCUAUUUGUUUUAUAUAAUAAAAAGAAACCCCCCGAAUUAAACAGGUAAAUAGGUUACUUUUUAUCCACCCAAACAUUUGGAAAUUUGAAAAAAUCGAAAUUUUACGAAUAUCACGCGUACAUGAUCUAUACAAAUAAGGGAAUGCUAUUGGCUACCUUAAUUGUGACGUCGUUCCGUGCGUCUGUCCUUCAAUAGAUCAUGGCUCUCGACCAAUGAAAGCGCUUGAAUUCUUAACGUUAUUGUAUAAUAAAGUAUAGCUUAACUUUACCGCAGGAAGAUGUGGUUGAAAUAGAAUAUAUAGAAAAACAAGCUGCGCCAUGGCCGGAGAAAAUGAUGCUUCAAAAUGACUGGGUUAGCUCAAUUGCUGUUUUAAAUGGAUGGUAAGUCUAAUACACGUACAGAAAAAGUCGAAAUAAUAAAUUUGUCGAUUUUACCUUCUGUAAGGUUCUUCUGUGUCAUCACAGAAUAAGAACCUUACAGCGGGCUUACAGAAGGUAAAAUCAGCCAAAAAAGUGUAACCGCUGCUACGCCAUGAUUCGCAAUGAUUUGUCACCAGAAUGUAUUCACCAUGUUCCCAGCCAGUACGCUUUGGAGAGACAUUCACCCCCUGAACGUCCGCCAUUUUGAAUAUUUUCAAGGAGGUGAAUCAGUGGGGUGAAUGCCUUUCGUAAGCGCACUGCAUGGCUAGGACCAUGGCGACAGCAUUGCAACAGUUACGUCAAAAUGAUAGGAAAAAAGAAGACGUCGACCUUCUGUAACGUUCCUAUUCUGUGGUGUCAUGCAACACAUCAUAAUUUUCAUGACUGGGAAAUAUUUUCAUGCAUUAUGGGUUUUGACAAUACCAUUUUUUUACAUUUUCUUAUGUUAUUUUUUUCUGUAGUAUUUUGUCAGGAAGCUACGAUAAUGUGGUUUAUUUGUGGGACAUGCAAGGUUAGACUUUCUUUAAGAACGACACUUCUUUCGUCGUCUUCUCUUUUCGAAUUUACAUCAAUGAAAUUAUGCUGUUCUUAGCCAAUCACAAUUGAGAAUUGAUCUUAGAUUAGAACUCCUUACGUCACGUCGCUGUCAGACGAUGAAUAAAUGACCCACAUGUAUCCCACAUUGCAUUGCGUAAUUGGUAUACCUAAUGUUUAGGUGGAGUGGAAAUUGCGUGACGUAAACAAUCAGAAUUCGCCAAUCAGAAUGUAAAAUUCAUGGUGAAUAUAAAAUUCAUAGUGAAUAUAAAAUUCAUGUUUCUCGUGAACAGAAUGUAUACAACAGUCAAUAAUACGUCACAUUAGACUUAGAAGUACACUGUACAGUGUAAAAUUUGUAUUUCUAUAUUUAUUCAUUAAUAUCGAUUUUGAAAUUUGAUUCUUUAUAUAAUUUGAAUCCCUCCAGUUUACCCGUUUCCUUUAAACUUUUACAACAGGUGGGCUUUGUGUAUUUUGUAUCUGUACUUGUUACGUCGUUUAUAGCGUAAGUGUUUUUCUUUGUGUCAUAGGAAACUGUUUAGAAUCUGUAAAUGAACACACACAGGCGGUGAAGGCUGUUGAUUGGAUAAAAAAAGGUAAUGUAUUGUAUAUAUUUUCACAUUUUGCAUGCAAUAAUGUACAAUAUUUUAUAGGCUGAAUUAAGUUAAUUCAUUGAUGACAAUUGAAAAUGCAAUGGUAGUGUGACUGGUGUCAGUUCAUCUGAAACGAUUUCUAACUUAGUCUGAGUCAAGAGACAAUUACUGGCACAGUAGUAUGAACUACAAAGCAUAAAUUGACUGCUCAUGCAGACUCAGCCAAAACACAUAAUUAUAUUUGACUAUAGGAAGUUCAAUAUCACAUUUGAGGGCAACGGCAAACAGCAUGCAUGAUAAAUUUUUCAUGGCAAAAUAUUUACAUUUUCCUUCAUUUCCUCUUAUUGUCUUUCUUACGUCAAAAGAAUCAUUCUGCAUUUCUGUCUGAACACAAAGUUGAUCAUAAUGUUAUAGCCCUACUGCCCUACAACGUAAAAUUCUUCUUUGCCUGCCGUUUGGCAAAUUCCUUCAUGUUGUGCAGUGUUUUAGAUAAAUAAGGAAUCUGUUAAUCAGCUUCAAUCUGUUUCUUAGAUAAAGAAAAGGCAGUUUUUAUAUCUUCUUCACUCGAUCAGACUAUUCAAAUAUGCGAGGUAAGUAGUCUGCUCGCCAUAUUUGAAACUGCUUAUCGAAAUUUCUGGUUGCGACCAGGCUAUAAGUACAUGUCUGUGUAGUUUCCUAGAGACAGAAAAAGUUUCACUGUUCAACUUUGACUGUUCCAGACAAUAAAUUAAACCUUUUUAUAUUGAAGCUAAAAUUUUGUAUUUCUAUUGUAGUGUCCAUUGAACGAAGGUCGAUCCUCUUGUCUGUAUGUGUGUAAAGGACAUACAAAGAGCGUGGAUUGUCUGGCUGUUCAUCCAAAUAAAAUGAAGGUACAAGUCCUAGCACUAUUGCUUUUGUAGUUUUGUACUCGAUAUAUAGUUUAAAGACUUUGAAGUACUAUUUAAAACAUGAGCAGCAGUGUUUUAUCAGUUGACUAUAUAUUAAGCCUCUUUUCUACUCAUCGCAAGAGUGAACGCGCAAGCUAGCUGCGUGUACUUUCAUCCAAUCACAAUGCUCGACAAUUGAUUUUAAUUAGAUGCAACCACUCGCAUUGAGCUUGCGAGAUGGUUUUUGCGAUGAGUGGAAAAGAGACUUUAAGCUUCCGAAAUUAUGGCGCGGAAACUGAUGGUCAAUAAUUUUAUACGUGGAAGCCUUACUUUUUGUCACGUUCCUCUUACAGGUAAACUACGUGAAGCGUUCCUCUUUUGAGUUUCUAAAUUGAUUGCAAUUUUCCUCAUUACUUUUGCAAUUUAAAAAACUCCCUUGCAAAUCCUUUGAGGAAAUUUGCAAUGUUGCUGAAAGCCAAUUAAAUUUUCCUCAGUUCCUGUUAGAAGUUCUUAACUUCCUGUUACAAGUUCCUAACUUCCUGUUCUGCGCGUUGCAAUUGGCUAGCAAAAAUAAUCGACCAAUAACAACGCUCAGAACAGAACAGAACAGAACAGAACAGAACAGAACAGAACAGAACAGAACAGAACAGAACAGAACAGAACAGAACAGAACAGAACAAGAAGUCAGGAAAUUAAAACAGGAAGUUAGGAAAAUUUAAAGUGAAGUUUUUUGCAUUGAAAUAUUACAACAGCCGAUAGGAACAUUGCAAAUUUCCUCAAGGGAUUUGCAAAGAGUUUUUCAAAUUUGCAAAGCUAAUGAGGAAAAUUCCAAAUGAGUUAUGAAGUCAAAAGAGGAACGCUUCACGUAGUUUACCUGUAAUAUAUAGUCACACAUAUCCAAUACAUCAUGCGCCACCCCCACGCAUGCGUUUCUUCAUGCACAAUUUCUUUCACUAAACUUAAUUAUUUCCAUGUUAUUCAUGUCUUCUAUUUAAUGGAUGGUUUGAAUUUUGUUGAACAUUAUAGUUUUGCAGUGGUUCUUGGGAUAAAACGCUCAAAUUAUGGUCGUCAGGUAAGCUGCUAUUUUGGUCCACGUUCUUUGCAAGGUUGAACAAUUACACAUGCCAAGAUGACCAGGUUAAUUCACAGUACCAAUAAAUAUAACGGUGGUAUAUACAUUUGCUCACAAUCCUUCACAAUCCUUUUGGUAUGAAACAGCCGCUGUCUUCUUAUCAUAAGUCUUUGAGGCCUAGUUUAUACGUCGAAUUUCAGUCGAAUUUAAUGCGUCGAAUUUCAGUCAAGUCGUGAUAUCCGACGAAAAUUCGACGUAUAAAUUGAUUAAGGUGGCUCCCUACAGUUAUUCUUGUUUAAGCAAUAAUUCCGUAAAACAGGCUUAUUCGUGCGGAACGCGAAUUCUUUUCGAUUUGGUGGCAAUAUUGGUCACCUAAGGAAUAUUUCGAACUAGAUUUCGACAACGUCAAUGUUCCCAUGGCAACAUGACGACAGCAUAAAGCCUUCCAAUUUAACCCAUAAAUGUGCCGCUAUCUCAAAAACGAUGUCGGUGACCUAUCUUUUUUAUUUCAUAUAUCAAUAAGGAAUGAUGCUCUGCAACUGUGGUGAAAGUUUAAAAAAAUUCUGUAGUGUGUGAUUUUUUUAAAAGCGAAAAUUUUAUUGCGAAAUUUCCACACUACAGAUUUUUUUAAAAAUUGAAAUUUAUAUAAUUUACCGCAAAAUAAAUUCGUGGUCAAAAUUUGAAGAUAGGUUACCGAUGAAACUAAUGAGUAAAAUGCAAAUAAAGUUAGAAAAUAGCCUCGUGUAACUCGAGAAAUUCCCCUUAUUGAAAAGCGUCGCUGACUAGUAAAAGAUUGUACGCGGGCGCAGAACGAGUUUUCAUUCAGCAAAAUCGAGCAGCAAUGUUGUUUUUACUGUUUUGUUUUUGUCAACUUUUCGAUUUAUUUGAGUGCCAUGGACAGCCAAGGAUUAUUGUGAAGGAUCAGAUCGAUGAAAACAAGGUUGAAGCUAAUUGAACCCUGCCGUUUACUCAAUUUAUGACCUGUAACAGCCUAUUAACAGGUGGACGUAUUUUUUUGUUUCAUGUUUGGUUUUGUACUUUUUGCUAAAAAUGAACAAUUAGGCUAUGAAACUGAAAUAUUUUCUGUUUACAUAUAAUCACUUUGAUCUUGUAGAAACACGACUAAAAACGUGAACGUUUUCUUGAGAAGUAAACAACUUUUUAAACGUUCGUAUGCAAUUUUGCAAAUGUUUUACAGUUGACAAUGUAUAUUUAAAAAAAUGAAUAAAAAACAUUGUUUCGUAGCUAUUUUUUGGUCUAGUGAUAUUCGUAUCAUAUGUAGAAUUGCUGUAUAGACUCGCAAGUGAUUUGGCACUCAAAAUGAAGCAUUAUUCAACGCUUUUUUCCAUUAGAAACCUUUCAGAAAUAGCUUUAUUUUUUAAAAAAGCGUGGUCAAUUUUUGUUUUGUUUUGAUCAUGCGGUUGCGUGGGAUAGUUCACGUACUGGUCCCGCGAACAUCCCGCACGCAACUGUAGGGAGCCUCCUUAAGUCAAACUGGAUGAUCUCAAACUUUACUCAUCUGUAUGCCCAAUGCAACUGCAAAUGGCUGUAUUGGUUUGGUGCUAUCUUUUGUAAAAUAUUAGCUUUCCUAAUAUGUCAAACAGUAGUUAACAAUUGGGCCAAUUAAGAUGGUAUGGGCCGAGUUGGUCAGUGGGCCGAGUUGACCAGCUUGUGUACACAACACCAGCACAGAAAAAAAAAUCAUAUUACAAGAUUACAUUGGUAUCGAAGGAACUAGAUUCUGUUCCGAAAUAUCACAUACUUGAACCGACCUGGCCGCGUAGCUCAGUUGGCAGAGCAUUGGGCUAGUAUUCCAAAGGUCGUAGGUUCGAUUCCCACCGUGGCCGGGCAUAUUUUUCAAGCUCGCCCGGUGUGGAUAUACACUCAGAGUAACAUCACAAACAUAUCAUUUCCAAUGCUGUCAAAUUUUUAUUUUAGUGCGACGUGUUAAAUUUUAUCCCUUUAAAUUUCACCGAGAAAGAUAUUCGUCACAACCAGGAUUUUAUCAAUCUUUCGACAACACUUCAGAAAGACUUGCUUGGAAUAUAUGAACAUUCUAUGAAACGGUAGAUAUUUUAAAUUAUUUAUACUCCAUACCUCUACCAGUUCUGAACUGUUCUCCCUCCCUAUACAUGUCCGUUAUAUAUGUGUCAUCUCUCAUUUGGCCAGCGUUUCAACAUUAAACAAAUGCAAACAACAUAAAAAACUAAUGUAUUCGUACUGGAUACAGGGAUGGAUUUACUGGGGGGGGUGGUGCAGGGGGGGUGCUAUUUUUCAUGAUAAAGCAAAAAAAAUAUUAGAGAUAAAAUGAGAUACAGUAAUUUGAGAAAUAACAUGAUGAUAAGCGAACUGUGUACAACAAUUACAAUUCAAAUACAGUAGUCAAGCUAGACUGUGCAGUAGUGAAGCAAGUUGAUGGGCGGGCGGCACACAUGACCGACACAACUCGGCACCAGAGCAGGCAGAGCACCCCCCCACCAGAUCAUGCUGGAUCCAUCCCUGACUGGAUAGUUCUAUGUGUUCUCCCCAGAGGUCCAAUCAUCUCUUACUUGCAAUUUUGUGAUUUUCCUCUUCUGAUGUAUGUGAACGAGUAGAUGAGUUACGAAUGUUCGGAGUACAUGUACCCUCAUCUGAACAUUUAUAACUUAGCCACUCGUUCACAUCCAUCAGAAGGAGAAAAUCCCACUUAAAAUCUGUAAGUGUAAACGAUCCUUUAAAUCAAACUAACUUCUAACGUCAGUCCUGAAUUGUUUUCCCCAGAGGUCCAGUAAAGCCUAUUUUGCUACAAGAGAAAACGUUUAAAACUCGGAGGUCGCGGAAGCAUUUCGAAAGUGGAGGGGCAUUGGCCAAAGGGGGCACUUUUGUAUGUGACCAAAAUCAAACGAUUUCAUGUCGUUCACGAGCCGAACGAAAAUUUUUGAAAAUAUGGAGUCUCUAUAACGUUGCAAAUGGCCUUUACAGAGUCUUUACUAUGCUGCAAAAAGGGCAGUUUCUUUCCAGCAAAAGAGGGCGUUCAUUCAAGAAAUACUUUUUUCGUUCUUUAAAUGGGGCACUUUAGCCCAGAAAAAAGGUCACUUUUUUCACUUUUAAAAAUUUUUUUUCACUUUUAAAAAAAGUGGGGAGUCCCGGUUCCGCGGCCCUUGCUUAAAACUAGAUAGUUCUAUACAGUUCUUAGCUGUUCUUCCUGGAGGUCCAGUAUUAUACUCCAGGAAGAAAACUUAUAAGUUCUAAACUGUUUUCCCCGAAUUUUUCAGGUUUGAUGAGAGUAGCAGUGAGGACAGUGAUUUUAAUGGCGAAGAUUAUUGGAGAAGAUCUCCAACGGGCACAUUUAGGGUAUGUUAAUUAACAGCGUGAUCUACUCAUGGUUAGGGUGAAGAUGGGUUAAAAGUAGGGUAAAGGGUAAGAAUUUCUAAUACGGAAAUGGAUGAUUCUAGCUAUAGACUAUAUUUUGAUCCGGACAAGAAGAAUGAAAUAAUUGAUUGCCAAAUUUGGUUGCAAAAUGUUGUAAAAUACGAAAAAUAUAACCCUGUGAAAUUAGCAAAUUUUGAGUGUUCUAGUAUUACGCGCGGAAAAAAGCAUCACUUUUGAGCAGAAAGUGGUGCAUUUUCCCGCGCGUAAUACUAAAAUACUAAAAAUUUGCUAAUUUCAUAGGGCUAUAUUUUUUGUAUUUUACAACAUUUCGCAACGAAACUUUGCCAUUUUACUAAUUUUAUGAUGCUCUUUUGAGCUCUCCUUCUUGUUUAGAUAGUCGAUAUCUGGAAUCAUCUAUUGACUGUAGUUUUUCUUAGUUUCAGGGCUUACAUUUGUCAGAAAGCGAGAGUUCAGAGGACGAACAAUUUCUCUCAAAUGCUAGAACGUUGCAAGAUCACUUGCCUGUUGAUAAAGACUCUUUAGAAGAAUGUGUACGUGGCUUACAUGAAGUAUUACCUAGUGAUAUUAGCCGUGCUAGGCUGACGGAGAUCGCUUUGGCCGCUGAUUGUGAUAUAAACAGAGCUCUGAAUCAUUAUUUUUCAUAG
Messenger RNA from Paramuricea clavata, 10323 nucleotides. The record is from the annotation of a GenBank genome assembly. Lineage: Eukaryota; Metazoa; Cnidaria; Anthozoa; Malacalcyonacea; Plexauridae.